Blastomyces dermatitidis ER-3 is the source of this 630-nucleotide messenger RNA. RefSeq lists its product as uncharacterized. NCBI's taxonomy places the organism in Eukaryota, Fungi, Ascomycota, Eurotiomycetes, Onygenales, Ajellomycetaceae. The coding region runs from base 127 to 630 and encodes 167 amino acids. The record is from RefSeq and is a predicted model, not a curated record. The transcript has a single exon.
UCGAAAUUGCACAUUUCUUUCGCACAAAGUUAUUUCUCUACAAGGCAAAGUUCAAGUCCUCUGAUGGUCUGAUUUAAAAGAUCUAAACUCGCUUUCCUUCCUCUCUUCAAUCCAAACAAUUUUACAAUGGAGCCUGGCAAUGUGAAACCAGAGCCCAAUCAAACACAAGGGAUCAUCUCUAUCCCCAACCGCCCAUUCGCUGAGAAAGUCGCGGCGGCUCUCAAGGAGCUGAGACAGAAGCAAUCCGCCAGCACACCUCCUGCUGCGAUCUUGACACCGACAUCUGUAACACCCGCUUCAGGAACAACUGCAACUCCUGCCACCGGCGCCAUGGAUGCAGCCGAUAGCAGCGACUUGCAGAUCGAGGAAACUGAGUCUGCCUCUGCCCUCGAGGAGACCACUACGCGUGUGGAUCGCCCAAUUACCCUACAGCAACCGGAAGAAAGGCUAGCUGCAAAGAGAAAGAGACCUGCCCUUGACCCUCUCAAGUGUACGUGCGCUGUCUCCGAAAAAUGCUUAAGAGCUGCGAGGGAUGGCGUGGUAGACUGUCGAAUUGGCUCUGGCGCCCCAAUCCCCAAGCGCAAACAGACGCGCGUAGGCCCCAGGCCUGGUCGCGAAAAUGAGCCGUGA